Durusdinium trenchii is the source of this 737-nucleotide messenger RNA. The record is from the annotation of a GenBank genome assembly. NCBI's taxonomy places the organism in Eukaryota, Dinophyceae, Suessiales, Symbiodiniaceae.
AGGUGCUCGAGAGGUCACCAGCAAAUGGGUGGAGCAUCUGAAGAGCGUGCAGCCUGCAGACUUGGCUCAGGAUUUCCGUGCCAUCAACAAGACCGCGGCCAAGAAGGGUGUUCGGACUGCCAAGCAGAUGAAUGCCUUUCGCAGGGGUGUUGAUAUCAGGCUCAACCCUGUCCGCAACGAAGAUGGCAGCACCACAGUGCGGCGGCCGGUGGACCAAUCAGCGACCUAUGGACGUGCGAACUUGCCCUCCACACCCAUGCAGGAUGUGUUGCAUGGGGCCUUCGCCUCGGAUUUCGAAGACGAGAUGAGUGCGAGGUAUGUGGCCUAUGCCGAGCAUGAGGCGAAUGAGGCACCGAAUGGGAAGCACCGGAUCAAAAUGACCAAGGCGGAGCAGAUGCGCGUGCGCGCGCGGAAGAUGGCGGAAGCGCCCCCAAGGAUUCUGAGGCCAAGGGAUCCCUUCAGGCACUUGUCACCUCGCAUGCAGCUGCAACCUCUGUCUGCCCGGGAAAAGACAGUGGGGACACCGUGCCUGUGGCAACCUUCCUUUGAUUCCUUGAUGGCUGAAGAGCACCCAACUGAUCCUUCCUUUGGCUUCCUCUUGAGGAGGUCGAGGAAGCCGCCGUUGCGGCUCCAGGUGAAGGAGAGAGGACGCAGCUAGCAUGACGGGCCAUGGUCGGGUGGGCGGAAUCUCCGCCCGGAGGAGGCUCUCAGCACUGUAGCGAUGCACUUGUUCCUAG